Molecule: messenger RNA, 6174 nt
Organism: Danio rerio (zebrafish)
Lineage: Eukaryota; Metazoa; Chordata; Actinopteri; Cypriniformes; Danionidae
Gene: tie1
Product: tyrosine kinase with immunoglobulin-like and EGF-like domains 1
Biological process (GO): tissue development; animal gross anatomical part developmental process
Cellular component (GO): plasma membrane
Molecular function (GO): transferase activity; protein tyrosine kinase activity; transmembrane receptor protein tyrosine kinase activity
Source: RefSeq, marked validated
AGAGAGGGUAGUUUUCAGCGUGUCAGCAGCACAGAUUUCCACGCGCAGACUGAAUCAGUGCGCCGACAAUCAUAGCGAUCGUAGAAAUGUGCAGUAAGGAGCAGCGGCGGCUCGAGACCUGGAAGAUCCCACUGGAAUGACAGAUCCUGUAUUUGGAUAAAAUCUAACGGAUUACUCGAGAGACAAAACAAGAUUACAGAUAUGCUGCGUUUAAUCUGCAUUUUAUUCCUCGUUAACCUCUCUGAUGCUGUCAUGGAUCUCACCAUGACCUCUAAUGGGGCCACAUCUGCUAAUCAUUUCCACCUCUCCUGCAUUUCUGGAGAGCGUGACACUGAUGGCAUUCAGCUGAGCAUCAAAAAAGACAACAGCAUUGUUCUUCGUGCAGAUACCCCUAGUUUCAAUCUUCAGAGGCCACAGACAAAAGAAGUGGUGGCUACUGGAUUUACAGGUUUUGACCACAGUGGGAUUUUCUACUGUCACUCAAAAAGAGGAUCAGACCAGCUUGGCAAUGUUACACUAAUUAACAACUACAGCAAAGGUCAUUUUAAACCAGUGAGGGUCACUAUGACGGUCAGUAAAGGAGAAAAUGUGCAUUUAAUUAUGGACGUCCUUGGGACAGAAAGAAGAGACAUCGCUUGGAAAUUCAAUGGCAACUACUAUUAUAUGACUCCUAUUGCUGAUGUUGAAAACCGCACAGCAGUUUUGGAUCUGAAGAAAGUUGAUGAAAGCUAUGCAGGGAUUUACAGUGCCAGCUAUGUUGGAGACAGUGCUCUAUAUAGCGCUUGGAUGCGCCUCAUCGUUCGUGAUUGUCCAAAGAACAAAUGGGGCUCAGACUGUGACAAGGAGUGUCCCGAAUGCCUAAAUGGAGGUGUGUGCCAUGACAAAAAUGGAGAUUGUGUUUGUCCUCCAGGGUUUAUGGGAAUGCGCUGUGAGACAGCCUGUCGGGAAGGAAUGUUUGGUCGGAACUGCCAGGAAUCCUGUAAGCCGGAGAAUGGAUGCCAGGGCUUGAGUUUUUGCCUUACAGAUCCUUAUGGGUGUUCUUGUGCCAGUGGCUGGCAUGGAGAUCGCUGUCGUAAACCCUGUCUUGAAGGAAUGUACGGUGCUGACUGUCUCCUAAGUUGCAACUGCAAGAACAAAGGCAAAUGCAAUCGAUUUAGUGGCUGCCAAUGUUCUACAGGCUGGAGAGGGCAAUACUGUGAGAAAUCAGAUCGCGCACCAGAGAUUUUAGACAUAGCCAGUAACCUGGAGGGAAACUUGAACUCAAGCCACAAGAUCACAUGUUCUGCAACAGGCCAUCCACUGCCUAGCCAUUUGAGCAUCGAGCUACGCAAGCUGGAAAGCACCGUUCUGAAGGCAUUCCACACUAUUUUGGACUCCAAAAAAAGCACAGCUCACUUUGAGAUCCCACGUCUGUCUCCAGAGCACAAUGGUUUGUGGGAAUGUCGAGUCUCGACCAAUGGUGGGCAGGAUUCUUUGAAGUUUACCUUAACUGUGAAAGAGCCACCCUAUCCAACCGCUGCUCCCAAACUGCUGUUGAGAAGUAGCAGACAACUGGUUGUAAAGGCAGUGGACAGUUAUGCUGGAGAUGGUCCCAUUGUUUCCACUAAGCUGCUUUACAAGCAAGUGAAUACAGAAGACUCAUGGUCCCCCAUCAUAGUGCAUGGCAGUGAUCAAAUCACAUUACAAAACCUGAAGCCCUCAACCAAAUACCAUGUACGUGUACAACUUGCUCGUCCAGGAGAAGGAGGAGAGGGUCCUUUGGGUCCAGAGGCCAUCAUGGAAACUGACUGUCCAGGCCCUUCUUCUCCACGAAACGUCCAGGCCGACGCCCUGUCCAUUAGUGCAGUCAGGCUUCGCUGGCAGCCACCUGAAGAUCCCAAUGGAGGCAUUGUAAAAUACAGCAUUGAAUACCAGCCAGUGGGCCAGAGCAGCUUGCAUCCUUGGGUAGACACAGACAAUGGCAACAAAACCACAAAAGAUGUAACAUCCCUCAAUGGGAGCACAUUGUACCAAUUCAGAGUGAGAGCUUUCUCUAAGGUACCUGGAGAGUGGAGCAGCUUCGUACAAGCUCAGACACCUGGAGAAGGAUUAUCCAGCUUUAUUCCCACCACUCAGCAAGUGGGACGGCCGUUGGCUGAGGAUCAUCAACUUCUUUUUGCUGUGGUUGGGUCAGUGGCUGUGACUUGUGUGACCAUUCUACUGGCUCUUCUGGCUCUCUUUUACAUUCGUAAAUCUGUCCUUAAAAGAAGACGGACAUUCACCUAUCAAUCUGGAUCUGGUGAAGAGACUAUCCUCCAGUUCAACUCAGGGACUCUCACACUUACCCGACGACCAAAGCCUUCCCCAGAGCCCCUUACCUAUCCCAUCCUGGAAUGGGAGGAUAUAAAGUUUGAGGAUGUCAUCGGAGAAGGGAACUUCGGUCAGGUCAUCAAGGCCAUGGUCAAAAAAGAUGGGAUAAAAAUGAGUGCUGCAAUUAAAAUGCUCAAGGAGUUCGCCUCAGAGAAUGACCAUCGAGACUUUGCUGGAGAAUUGGAAGUGCUGUGCAAAUUGGGACAACAUACAAAUAUUAUAAAUCUUAUUGGUGCCUGCGAGAACAGAGGUUACCUUUACAUUGCUAUUGAAUAUGCACCUUACGGAAAUCUUUUGGACUUCCUAAGAAAGAGUCGAGUCCUAGAGACAGAUCCAGCCUUCGCCAAGGAGCAUGGCACAGCUUCAACACUCACUUCCCAGCAGCUCUUGCAGUUUGCUGCUGAUGUAGCAACUGGCAUGCAUUACCUGAGUGACAAACAGUUCAUCCACAGAGACUUGGCAGCCAGAAAUGUACUUGUCGGAGAUAACCUAGUUGCAAAAAUUGCUGAUUUUGGUCUCUCACGUGGUGAGGAAGUGUAUGUGAAAAAAACCAUGGGAAGACUGCCUGUGCGAUGGAUGGCUAUUGAGUCUCUAAACUACAGUGUCUACACCACCAAGAGUGAUGUAUGGUCUUUUGGAGUUCUUCUAUGGGAAAUAGUGAGUUUAGGUGGGACGCCAUACUGUGGGAUGACCUGUGCUGAGCUCUAUGAGAAGCUUCCCCAGGGAUACAGAAUGGAGCAGCCCAGAAACUGUGAUGAUGAAGUGUAUGAACUUAUGAGGCAGUGCUGGCGAGAUAGACCUUAUGAGCGACCGCCAUUUUCACAAAUAUCUGUCCAGCUUAAUAGGAUGCAAGAGGCACGGAAGGCUUAUGUCAACAUGGCUCUCUUUGAGAACUUCACUUAUGCUGGAAUAGAUGCUACCGCUGAAGAGGCCUGACUACCAGCCCCCCCAGACCCAAGAAGGGGUCAUAGCCCAAGGGAGGCUCAUCGCAGUAGGGCUCUGCGUUACUGUCACUUCCCUGUGGCCAGGUUCCAUCAUCGCUCAAAGAGACACUCCACCAAGGCCACAUGGCUAUAGAGAACAGACUGUGAAAGGACACUUCAGAUUCAGGAAGGAUUGAUAUCUCAGGGCAUGUUGACCUUGGAUUACUCAAGAGGAAAUGGAACCUACGAUAUAAGCUACCAUUGUAGCGCAUCGGGUCUGUGGGGACUUUGCAUUGACAUCUUUUUACUGGGAGGUUUUUGAAAUGUAAAUAAAUCAAAUGCAGUUCAUACCAUGGACAAAGGCGCCAGUAUUAUUAAAUGUAGCACUUGAGAAAACGAUGCAUUAUCCUUACUGAAAGUCAUCUGUUCUGCUCAUAAAAUUAAGAUUUGCUGUUAGUUUACUCAUUUUCAGACCAUCCAAGAUGUACUGUGCAUGAGUUGUUUUCUUCAGUUGGUAAGAUGUUUUCUUCAGUUGAAAAUUUUCUGAAUCUGUCCUUGGUGGCCCAGAAAACGCAAGUCAACCUCUAUAUGCAGGACAAAAUUAAUAACCUAUGCUAAUUGAGCUUUUGUGAAAUGAAGCAAUUGUCUGUGCAAGAAAAGGAACUAUGUUUAUAACCUAGUUUUCCUUAAAGGGGUGGUCCACAGGGUAUUUUUUUAAGGCUUGGCUGUGGAUGCAAAGCAACUUCAUUACUACUUAAACAUUUAACAUAGUUCAUUAGUUGAAAAUCCUAAUAUUUUUUCAUAUAUCUUACCUUGAAUAUAAACAGCUACUCUGCUAACAUGAAAACGGCUGUCAUAUUUCCUAGUUCCUCCAAAAGCCUGCCCUCAAGAGGCUCUGAUUGGUAAGCUAACAUAAUGUGAUGUGAUUCACGGAUCAGCUCCACAUCUCCAGGAAGAGUCACGUCCAGCCACUAGCAUGCGCUUUGCCGCUGCUGUGUAAAUACUGCCAGUCAGUGUAGCAGCUGUGUCAGUGUGAGCCUGAAUUAGACAGAAAAUGAAAAGGAUACAGCUGAACCUCAUGCCUGCUCUCUAAAAUAAAUCUGACAAACAUCUUUCAUAUUUCGGGUUAUAAGCAUGUGUAUGUAAAAUGAAACAUUCACAUAUCUUUUAUGAGUUCGUUAUUUGAGAUAUAUAACGCAGGGAAAGCGGCCGCGUAGAAAGACACUGCAGCACUGGUGAAGAUUGUAGGUGCUUACAGGGGUUUGAUUGAUACAUAUGAAUUUGUAGCUAAAUUGUUAAUGGUGCCAAACAGCAUUUCCCAUUGUUUACAAACCCGUUUACGUCCUUGCUACAACACCAUUAACGCUAGACACUAUGCAUGUAAAAGAUCAAUUUCAACAAAUUAAAAUACUCACAGGUUGUGGCUCACAAUCCACAGCUUUGUCUAUUAUGGUUGGAGCUGCUUCGUCUUCGAGAAGUUUUUAGUCGAAUCCAGCACGGAACAGGGAGAUAUUCUGGAAGCUGUCCUUUGUCCAAUGCUAGCUAUAUAUAUUUUUUAUAAUUCUCUGGAACAUGAUUAAAUUUAACUGUAAGCACUUCUGUCUUUGUGUCAUGCCCUUUGGAAGCCCAAAAACAGAAACAAAACGAGCUCUGUGGAAAAAGCAGCGUUUGAACAGGAUUUUAGCUUUAACAUUACAGCGCCUCUGGCCACGCUCCUUCGCUACGCAGGGUGUAUGCGCAUGGUGAAUAACCUAAAGCAUUUGUGAUCUCACUAAUCCAGAUGUAUUUUUUGUAGUGCUAAACUUCAUCCGCUGUAGGCUUUGCUAAGCUAACUCUGUAAAAGCCAAUGUCUCCUUUUACACUGAACUUUGAGCGUAUAACAAUUAGAGAUUUUGUUUAUGUUCACACAUUACACUUUAACUAAAGUUUAAAAUAGGGUAUGGUUGGGGACCACUCCUUUAAUGUGUGUCAUGACUUUAUAGAAUGUGUAAGCUUUCUAAUGCAUGUAAAUUGUUGAAAUUACAGACGUCUCAAUGAACUAUCAGUAGCCAUGAUUAUUAAUUUUGUUUUAAUUGUAUGCUUUUACAACUCACAAAGUACCUGUAACUAUUGACUUACAUUUUAUGAAUAACCUGGAACCACAAUUUCAGCUAAAAAUCUUCUUCAAUGUUGUACUGCUAAAAUGUUUAAUUUUGGUUAAACUAUCACAUUAAGUAGUAGGUCAGUGUACAUAAUGUUGAUAUUGACCAUACAAAAAACACUGAAUAGGAAUUCCUCCUUAAUUGUAAGUCGCUUUGAAAAAUGCAUCUGCUAAAUGACUAAAUGUAUAAAUAUUUUACAUCUAUGUUGCUUUUUACAUAUGGCAUAUGUUUACCAUGAUUUAACCAUCCAAUAAGAAUUUAGAGAACGUUAGAGAAUGUGUUUACUUUGAUAAAUAAAGCAUCGACUUGGUGACAGGACUCAUCACAAAGGCCUUUGAAGAUGAGCAGAAACACUCUACUGAUAUGGAGCAGAAAGUACUGACACUUUCUUUCGUUUUCUUCAAGUAGUAGGCUUGAGGUCAAACCCCUUCCCUGCUGCAGCUUGCUGAUCUGUCAAGAACAUUUCCUCCAGUUCUGCCACAGGCUCAAGAGCUGUCAGUUACAAUAUAGCAGCUUAGUUUCCUUCUACAAAAACCUGAAAAAAUGUCUUCUUAAACUCCAUUGUGAAGUGUUGCAUUCACUUUAUUUACUUAUUAAACGCUUCAUUUUUGUUAGGCAAAAAUCCUAGUUUGGUAGUAUUUUUGGUAUUUGGUGUCGCCAUUAAAUGUUUUUCCAUAUUUAAGCAAAACAAAAUGGCAAAUAAACCUUUUUUUGUUUACAGAAGAAACAUUGAAAUAUUAUGCAGUAAAUCAAUAGUUUAC